Messenger RNA from Aspergillus sclerotioniger CBS 115572, 927 nucleotides. Its product is annotated as glycoside hydrolase family 11 protein. Bases 1 to 720 code for a protein of 239 amino acids. The transcript is spliced from 2 exons. The record is from RefSeq and is a predicted model, not a curated record. Lineage: Eukaryota; Fungi; Ascomycota; Eurotiomycetes; Eurotiales; Aspergillaceae. Gene Ontology annotation, biological process: xylan catabolic process. Gene Ontology annotation, molecular function: hydrolase activity, hydrolyzing O-glycosyl compounds.
AUGGUUGCCUUCUCUUCCCUCCUUCUCGCCCUGUCGGCUGCCUCCAGCGCCCUCGCCGCCCCCGGUAGCCGGGCCUACCUGGACAUGGCCAAGCGCAGCCUCACCUCCUCCGCCGAGGGCACCAGCGACGGUUACUUCUACUCCUUCUGGACCGAUGGUGGCGGCGAUGUGACCUACACCAACGGCAACGCCGGUGAAUACACCGUCGACUGGACCAACUGCGGUGACUUUGUUGCCGGCAAGGGCUGGAACCCUGCUGACGCUCAGACCGUCACCUACAGCGGAACUUGGGAGACCAACGCCAACGCCUACCUGUCCGUUUACGGCUGGACCACCUCCCCUCUGGUCGAAUUCUACAUUGUCGAGAAGUACGGCGACUACAACCCCUCCUCGGGCCUGACCGAGCUCGGCACCGUCGAGAGCGACGACGGCACCUACAAGAUCUACCAGACCACCCGCGAGAACGCCGCCUCGGUCGAGGGCACCGCCACCUUCAAGCAGUACUGGUCCGUCCGCGAGUCUGGCCGCAUUGGCGGUACCGUCACCACCCAGAACCACUUCGACGCCUGGGAGAAGCUGGGUCUGGAGCUCGGUACCCCCAACUACAUGAUCGUUGCCACCGAGGGUUACGAGAGCAGCGGGUCUGCUACCAUCACCGUCGAGACCUCUUCCUCGGCUACCCACACCCUGGUUCAGGCCGAGGAGGAGGAGGACUGCUAAGCAGUUCGCUCGAUUGUGUUUUUCUGUAUAUAAUUAGUCCCGAUGGGUUUCACUUCUUGUAUCAAUCCAAUUCACACUGAUCCUCGCGUUGGCUUGACCAAAUCACGAUAUCCUUUCAUCAAGCAAUAUUCCCCGAAUAUUACUCACUAUUCUCAUCUCUGUGCCGUAGCGUUGAGAAAUCAUUAGUGACAAGGUCGGUCACCGAGG